AUGGCGUCGGCUCAGAAAGCGUCGGUGUCGCAAUGGACGGGCCUGCGAGCCUCCCCGCUUGUGCCAACGCCUCCUCGCAGCCUGAUUAAAGCCAAGCGCCCCAUCGUCACCAAGCUACGCCUUUUCGCGUCCUCCGAGGCGCCAAAGGACUCCAAAGACAUUGUUCCAAGCAAGAAAGAGAAUCAUGCAUUUCCAACGGCCUCAUCCGUUCCGUGGUUCAUCACCCGCCGCGCGCUCGUCACCGGCGCGUCCAUCUUCGUCGGCGCCACGUCCGGUCUCCUCGCGUCGGCCGCCGCGAUGGCCAGCGACCGCCGCCUGCGCGGGCGCCAGGCCGUCCUGGAAAAAAUCCGCGCGUUGCGCGAGGAGCAGCUGUCGGAGAAGUCGUCGGAUAAGCUCGCGGAGGGGCCGAGCGCGCCUUCUGUUGAGACAACCACCGAGGGAGACGAGGCGGGCGAGCAGGAUAGCCUUCCUGUGAGCGAGGCGGCUGUGGUCACUGGGGCUGGUGUGGGCGCAUUGGUGGACGCAGUUUCUUCUGGAUCGGCUGCUGCUGGCGCCGACGCCGCUACUAUCGACGCCGUCUCCAGCGCCGCGGGAAGCGGAGCACAGGCCGCUGCUGAUGGCAGCGCGGCGUCGGCGAUCCAGUCAGCUUCGGGCUUGGAUAUCGGGAUCGAUGAUGCUGAGCUGGACGCUGACGUGACGCCGUCGGGAGACGUUGACGAGGGCAUCGAGACACAGCCCGAGGCUGAAUAUGAGGCAGUAGCUGAGCCCGAGCCUGAGGGAACGGCUGAGCCCGAACCGGACGCAGUAGCUGAUCCCCAACCUGAGCCUGAGACAGCAGCUGAGCCCGAGCCUGAGCCUCCCGGUGAGUUCGACCCUGAACCAGCAGCUGACCCCGAGCCUGAGGCGGGGGCUGAGCCCGAACCUGCGACAGCAGCCGAGCCCGAGCCUGAAGCAGCAGCCGAGCCUGAGCCUGAAGUGGCAACCGAGCCCGAGCCUGAAGAAGCAGCCGAGCCCGAGCCUGAAGCAGGUGGUGAGCCCGCCGAACCUGAGGCAAUUGCUGAGCCCGAACCUGAAGCAGAGGCCGAAACUGAAGCUGCAGCAGCUGAGCCCGAGCCUGAAGCAGCAGCUGAGCCCGCCGAGCCUGAGCCGAUGGCUGAGCCCGAGCUUGAAGCAGAGGCCGAACCUGAAGCUGAAGCAGCAGCUGAGCCCGAGCCUGAAGCAGCAGCUGAGCCCGCCGAGCCUGAGGCAAUGGCUGAGCCCGAGCCCGAAGCAGAGGCCGAACCUGAGCCUGAGUCAGCAGCUGAGUCCGGGGCUGAUGGAGCAGCUGAGCCGGAGCCUGAGGAAGUGGCUGAGCUUGAGCCUGAGCCUGAAGUUGAAGUUGAGCCCAAGCCUGAAGCCGCUGAGCCUGAGCCUGAGGCAGCAGCCGAGCUCGAGGCUGAAGCAACAGCUGAGCCCGAGCCUGCAGCAGCAGCCGAGUCCGAGGCUGAAGCAGCAGCGGAGCUGGAACCUAAGCCUGAAGCGGUGGCUGAGCCCGAGCUUGAAGCAGAGGCCAAGCUCGAGCCUGAGGCAGCAGCUGAACCCGGGUCUGAACAAGCAGCUGAGCUCGAGCCUGAGUCAAUGGCUGAACCCGGCCCUGAGCCUGAAGCUGCAAUUGAGUCUGAGCCCGAAAUUGCUGAGCCCCGACCUGAAGCAGCUGGACCCGAGCCUGAAGCAGCUGAGCCCAAGCCUGAAGCAGCUGAGCCCGAGCCUGAAGAAGCAGGUCAGCCCGAGACUGAGACAAUGGCUGAUGCCGAGCUUGAGCCUGAAGCUGCAGUUGAGCCCGAGCCGGAGGCCGAGCCUGAAGCAGCAGCCGAGCCCGAGCCUGAAGAAGCUACUGGGUUCGAACCUGAGCCUGAAGCUGCAGCUGAGUUCGAACCUGACGCAGUGGCCGAGCCUGAAGCUGAGGCAGUGGCUGAGCCCGUACCUGAACCUGAAGUUGCAGUUGAGCCCGAACCUGAGGGAAUGGCUGGACCCGAGCCUGAGUCGGAGGUUGCAGCAGCGCCCGAGCCUGAGGCAACAGCUGAGACAGGUCCUGAGGCAGCAGCGGAGACGGGACCUGAAGGAGCGGCAGACAUCGAGCCUGAAGCGCCAGCAGACCCCGAGCCCAAAGAGACACCAGCGCCUGAGCCUGAUACUUUGGCCGAACCCGAACCUGAAGUAGUGGCUGAGCCAGAGCCUGAAGCACAAUCUGCACCCGAGCCUGAGGCGGCAGCAGAGCCCGAGCCCGAGCCUGAGGCGGCAGCCGAUCCCGAGCCUGAAGCAGCAGCAGAGCCCGAGCCUGAGCCUGAGGUGGCAGCAGAGCACGAGCCUGAGCCUGAGGUGGCAGCAGAGCCCGAGCCUGAGGCAGCAGCAGAGCCCGAGCCUGAAGCAGCAGCUGAGCCCGAGACCGAGCCUGGGGCGGCAGUAGAGCCCGAGCCUGAAGCAGCAGCUGAGCCCGAGACCGAGCCUGGGGCGGCAGGAGAGCCCGAGCCUGAGCCUGAGGUGGCAGCAGAGCCCGAGACUGAGCCUGAGGCGGCAACAGAGGCCGAGCCUGAGCCUGAAGCAGCAGCAGAGCCCGAGCCUGAGCCUGAGGAGGCAGCAGAGCCCGAACCCGAGCCUGAAGUUGCAACAGAGGCCGAGCCUGAGCCUGAGGUGGCAGCCGAGCCUGAGGUGGCAGCCGAGCCCGAGCCCGAGCCUGAGGCAGCAGCAGAGCCCGAGCCUGAAGCAGCAGCAGACCCCGAGCCUGAGCCUGAGGUGGCAGCAGAGCCCGAGCCUGAGGCGGCAGUGGAGCCCGAGCCUGAAGCAGCAGCUGAGCCCGAGCCUGAGACGGCAGCAGAGCCCGAGCCCGAGCCUGAAGUGGCAGCAGAGCCCGAGCCCGAGCCUGAGGCAACAGCAGAGCCCGAGCCUGAGCCUGAGGUGGCAGCAGAGCACGAGCCUGAGCCUGAAGUGGCAGCAGAGCCCGAGCCUGAGCCUGAGGUGGCAGCGGAGCCCGAACCUGAGCCUGAAGCAGCAGCAGAGCCCGAGCCUGAGCCUGAGGUGGCACCAGAGCCCGAGCCCGAGCCUGAAGUGGCAGCAGAGCCCGAGCCCGAGCCUGAGGCAACAGCAGAGCCCGAGCCCGAGCCUGAGGCAGCAGCAGAGCCCGAGCCUGAGCCUGAGGUGGCAGCGGAGCCCGAACCUGAGCCUGAAGUAGCAGCAGAGCCCGAGCCUGAGCCUGAGGUGGCACCAGAGCCCGAGCCCGAGCCUGAGCCUGAGGCGGCAGCAGAGCCUGAGCCUGAGCCUGAGGUGGCAGCAGAGCCUGAGCCUGAAGUGGCAGCAGAGCCCGAGCCCGAGCCCGAGGCAGCAGCAGAGCCCGAGCCCGAGCAUGAGGCGGCAGCAGAGCCCGAGGCUGAGCCCGAGGUGGCAGCAGAGCCCGAGCCUGAGCCUGAGGCGGUAGCAGAGCCCGAGCCCGAGCCUGAAGCAGCAGCAGAGCCCGAGCCUGAGCCUGAGGUGGCAGCAGAGCCCGAGCCUGAGCCUGAGGCGGCAGCAGAGCCCGAGCCCGAGCCUGAGGCGGCAGCAGAGCCCGAGCCUGAGGCGGCAGCAGAGCCCAAGCCCGAGCCUGAGGCAGCAGCAGAGCACGAGCCUGAGCCUGAGGUAGCAGCAGAGCCCGAGCCCGAGCCUGAAGCAGCAGCAGAGCCCGAGCCUGAGGCAGCAGCCGAGCCCGAGCCCGAGGCUCAGGCGGCAGCAGAGCCCGAGCCUCAGGCGGCAGCAGAGCCCGAGCCUGAGCCUCAGGCGGCAGCAGAGCCCGAGCCUGAGCCUGAAGCAGCAGCAGAGCCCGAGCCCGAGCCUGAAGCAGCAGCAGAGCCCGAGCCUGAGCCUGAGGUGGCAGCAGAGCCCGAGCCCGAGCCUGAGGUGGCAGCAGAGCCCGAGCCUGAAGCAGCAGCUGAGCCCGAGCCCGAGCCUGAGACCGCAGCAGAGCCCGAGCCCGAGCCAGCAGCAGCAGAGCCCGAGCCUGAGCCUCAGGUGGCAGCAGAGCCCGAGCCUGAGCCUGAGGUGUCAGCAGAGCCCGAGCCUGAAGCAGCAGCUGAGCCCGAGCCCGAGCCUGAGACGGCAGCAGAGCCCGAGCCUGAGCCUGAGGUGGCAGCAGAGCCCGAGCCUGAAGCAGAAGCAGAGCCCGAGCCUGAAGCAGCAGCAGAGCCCGAGCCUGAGCCUGAGGCGGCAGCAGAGCCCGAGCCUGAGCCUGAGGUGGCAGCAGAGCCCGAGCCUGAGCUUGAGGCGGCAGCAGAGCCCGAGCCUGAGCCUGAGGUGGCCACAGAGCCUGAGCCUGAGGUGGCAGCAGAGCCCGAGCCCGAGCCUGAGGCAGCAGCAGAGCCCGAACCUGAGCCUGAAGUUGCAACAGAGGCCGAGCCUGAGCUUGAGGCGGCAGCAAAGCCUGAGCCUGAGGCGGCAGCAGAGCCCGAGCCUGAGCCUGAAGUGGCAGCAGAGCCCGAGCCUGAAGCAGCAGCUGAGCCCGAGCCUGAGCCUGAGACGGCAGCAGAGCCCGAGCCCGAGCCUGAGGCGGCAGCAGAGCCCGAGCCCGAGCCUGAGGCAGCAGCAGAGCCCGAGUCCGAGGCUGAAGCAGCAGCAGAGCCCGAGCCUGAGCCUGAGGCGGCAGCAGAGCCCGAACCUGAGCUUGAGGCGGCAGCAGAGCCCGAGCCUGAGCCUGAGGUGGCCGCAGAGCCCGAGCCUGAGCCUGAGACGGCAGCAGAGCCCGAGCCUGAGCCUGAGGUGGCAGCAGAGCCCGAGCCUGAGCCUGAGGUGGCAGCAGAGCCCGAGCCUGAAGCAGCAGCUGAGCCCGAGCCUGAGCCUGAGACGGCAGCAGAGCCCGAGCCCGAGCCUGAGGCGGCAGCAGAGCCCGAGUCCGAGGCUGAAGCAGCAGCAGAGCCCGAGCCUGAGCCUGAGGUGGCCGCAGAGCCCGAGCCUGAGCUUGAGGCGGCAGCAGAGCCCGAGCCUGAGCCUGAGGUGGCCGCAGAGCCCGAGCCUGAGCCUGAGACGGCAGCAGAGCCCGAGCCUGAGCCUGAGGUGGCAGCAGAGCCCGAGCCCGAGCCUGAGGCAGCAGCAGAGCCCGAACCUGAGCCUGAAGUUGCAACAGAGGCCGAGCCUGAGCCUGAGGUGGCAGCAGAGCCCGAGCCUGAGCCUGAGGUGGCCGCAGAGCCCGAGCCUGAGCCUGAGGUGGCAGCAGAGACCGAGCCCGAGCCUGAGGCAGCAGCAGAGCCCGUGCCCGAGCCUGAAGUUGCAACUGAGGCCGAGCCUGGGCCUGAGGCGGCAGCAGAGCCUGAGCCUGAGCCUGAGGCGGCAGCAGAGCCCGAGCCCGAGCCUGAAGUGGCAGCAGAGCCCGAGCCUGAGCCUGAGGCAGCAGCAGAGCCCGAGCCUGAGCCUGAGGUGGCAGCAGAGCCCGAGCCUGAAGCAGCAGCAGAGCCCAAGCCUGAGCCUGAGACGGUAGCAGAGCCCGAGCCCGAGCCUGAGGCAGCAGCAGAGCCCGAGCCUGAGCCUGAGGUGGCAGCAGAGCCUGAACCUGAGCCUGAAGUUGCAACAGAGGCCGAGCCUGAGCCUGAGGCGGCAGCAGAGCCCGAGCCUGAGCCUGAGGUGUCAGCAGAGCCUGAGCCUGAGCCUGAAGCAGCAGCAGUGCCCAAGCCUGAGGCAGAGGCGGCAGCAGAGCGUGAGGCAGGAGCAGUGCCUGAGUCCACGGCAGCGGCCGGUGGGUCAGCUGCUGUGUCUGGUGAUAGUGCAGUGGACGAAGCCAUUGGGGAGAUCAUCCAGAUUAUCAAGGACUCACUCAAGGGGUAG
Messenger RNA from Closterium sp. NIES-65, 5820 nucleotides. The record is from the annotation of a GenBank genome assembly. Lineage: Eukaryota; Viridiplantae; Streptophyta; Zygnematophyceae; Desmidiales; Closteriaceae.